CGAUAUUUCUAGGCGGGCUCUUCGUGAAGACCCAGGUGUUGGGACAACAUCCACAGGCUGCCAAGUUCUUAUCACCACAGCGUUACAACACAUCAGCAUUACCUGUUGCCGAGCCAUUUUGAACGCAGUUAUCGACAGGCAGACAGUGCAGCUCUGUCGGCUCUGCUGGGUCCAGAAGAACCCAGACGGAAGUUAGUGGAUGGUUCUUCUCCACAAGUUCACAAUGAAGAUACGCGUUUUUCUCCUAAUGCUUGCGGUUUUCUCCCGUGGACUCGCACAGGUUGAAGAAAAUGAAGCAGAUCAGCUGCAGGUCGAGACACUGGCGAAGCCAGAAACUUGCUCCGUUCUCUCCACAGUGGGAGACACGCUGCGAAUCCACUACACGGGUAGGCUGAUGGAUGGGAAGGUGAUCGACUCCUCACUGUCCCGGGACCCUCUCGUUGUCGAGCUGGGGAAGAGGACAGUUAUUCCUGGUCUGGAACAAAGCUUGAUUGGUGUGUGUGAAGGGCAAAAAAUAAAAGCUACCAUUCCUUCUCACCUUGCGUAUGGCAAAAAAGGAUACCCUCCUACAAUUCCAGGUGAUGCAGCUCUGGAAUUUGAGGUGGAGGUGAUUUCUGUGGCCCAGCAGACGCAGUGGCAGAAGAUCAUCAACGACGUUUUCCCCCUGGUGUGUUUGGCCCUGGUGCCCACUCUGCUCGGCCUGGUGGGGCUUUACCUUUACAAAAAGGCCAACGCUCAGAAGCCAAGCAAAAAGAAGUCCAAAGAUAAGAAGAGCAAAAAGAAAUAAGGACUAGGCGGAGAAUUUAAUUUAAAUAAACUUUUUCAAUGAC
Girardinichthys multiradiatus is the source of this 830-nucleotide messenger RNA. It is a transcript of the gene fkbp11, whose product is annotated as FKBP prolyl isomerase 11. The coding region runs from base 200 to 787 and encodes 195 amino acids. The record is from RefSeq and is a predicted model, not a curated record. NCBI's taxonomy places the organism in Eukaryota, Metazoa, Chordata, Actinopteri, Cyprinodontiformes, Goodeidae. Gene Ontology annotation, molecular function: peptidyl-prolyl cis-trans isomerase activity. The transcript has 6 exons. Gene Ontology annotation, biological process: protein peptidyl-prolyl isomerization.